Rhizopus microsporus ATCC 52813 is the source of this 558-nucleotide messenger RNA. RefSeq lists its product as uncharacterized. The transcript is spliced from 4 exons. NCBI's taxonomy places the organism in Eukaryota, Fungi, Mucoromycota, Mucoromycetes, Mucorales, Rhizopodaceae. Gene Ontology annotation, cellular component: nucleus. The coding region runs from base 1 to 558 and encodes 185 amino acids. The record is from RefSeq and is a predicted model, not a curated record.
AUGGGAAAUAAAAGACUGACGUUAAGAACAAUUAAAAACAGAGAUGCCAUUCAUCCAUAUUCAAGAAAGGCUCAACAGUUAACAAGAGUAUAUCAGCGUAAAGAAAAGAUGGCUAGAAAAGAACAGCAAAAGUCAGUAAACCCAAUUGGGGAUCGAUGGCUCUGGUUUAGAUAUGCAUUUGAUGAAGAAAAAAAGGCAGCAACUAUGAAAGAUAUGCAUGAGCUGAUAAAACUCUAUUUAGCUCGUAAUGACGAUGAAAUCAAUACAUUAGAAAAGGAAAGAGCAAGAGGGCACAAGAAACCAAAGUCACCACGACAGCACUUUUUAGAAGCAUUAAAAGAAAGAGAAGCAAACGAAUAUGUGUCGGGAUUAGAAUUACCUGAUAUGACAAACGGAAAGACAUUGGAGCUGUUGAGAGAAUGGGAUGGUGAUAAAAAUAGUAUGUCCCGUAUAAAGACAAUAAGAGUACGAAAACCUUUAUCUGAAGAAUCAAAAGCAGUAAUCCCAGCAACCAAGGAGAAGUCAGAUAAAAUCAAUGAUUUGAUGGAUACAGAAUAG